Diplodia corticola is the source of this 1158-nucleotide messenger RNA. RefSeq names its product subtilisin-like protease pr1a. NCBI's taxonomy places the organism in Eukaryota, Fungi, Ascomycota, Dothideomycetes, Botryosphaeriales, Botryosphaeriaceae. The record is from RefSeq and is a predicted model, not a curated record. Bases 1 to 1158 code for a protein of 385 amino acids. Gene Ontology annotation, molecular function: serine-type endopeptidase activity. The transcript is spliced from 3 exons. Gene Ontology annotation, biological process: proteolysis.
AUGCGUUUCGUCCCUCUCCUCCCUCUUCUGCCCUUGGCAGCAGCAGCACCGCUGCUUGAGCCAAAGGGAACCGCCGAAGUCAUUCCUGGAGAAUACAUCGUCGUCAUGAAGCCCGAGGCUAAAGAGACAGAAUUCUCACAUAUGCUUCACAUGUUCGAUAACGACGUACGCCACGUCUACAGCAUGGGUUCAUUCAGGGGCGCGGCGGGAAGCCUGGACGAUCAGCUGUUGAAUGCGGUACAAAACAUGGAUUCAGUCAUGUACAUCGAGCGUAACACCAAGGUCCACACCGCCGCCGUUACCCAAAGCAACGCUACGUGGGGCCUUGGUAGAAUCUCACACCGUCAGAAGGGCUCCUACAACUAUGUGUAUGAUGCGUCUGCUGGAGCAGGUACCUGCUCUUACAUCAUCGACACGGGCAUCUACACCGGCCACCCGGAUUUCGAAGGCCGUGCAAGCUUCCUCGCAGACUUCUCUGGAGAAAACAAUACAGUGGACGGCAACGGACACGGCACGCACGUCGCGGGCACAGUCGGUAGCAAGACGUACGGCGUGGCAAAGAAGACGUCUCUCUUCGCGGUGAAGGUGCUUCGUGCAGACGGUUCGGGCGACAGCUCUGGCGUGCUCAAGGGAAUUGAGUUCGCCGCCAUGAACGCCACGGCGAGACAAAAGGCAGGGCAAUGCCCGAAAGGAUCUGUUGCAAACAUGAGCCUCGGCGGACUGUACAACAAGGCGCAAAAGGACGCAGUCAAGGCAGCGAUCAAGACCGGGCUGUUCAUGUCGGUUGCAGCCGGCAACGACGGAUUGCCCUCGCUCUUCUUCAGCCCGGCAAACGAAGCGUCGGCCUGCACGGUAGGUGCCACGGAUAAGAACGACCGGCUGGCAUCCUUCAGCAACUGGGGGGCGCUGGUGGAUAUUCUGGCACCUGGGGUGGACAUUCAGUCGACGUGGAACGACGGAAAAACGAGGACGAUCUCUGGUACCUCAAUGGCGGCGCCGCACAUUGCCGGUCUUGGGGCGUAUCUCCUGGGGCUUGAGCAGCGUCGUGCGCCGAAGGCGUUGUGCCAACGCAUGCAGGACCUGUCUACGAAGAACAAAAUCUCGAACAACAAGCCGCAGACGAAGAACUACCUCGCGUUCAACGGCAUCAGUGCUUGA